CAAUUUUUUAUUUAUAACGAUGUUUUACAUUUCCAGUAAUGGGCUUAUCAUACAUAAAAAAAAAUAACGCUUGUUCACGUUUGAUCUAUUACCCUGUGAAAGAUUUUAGCCCGAAUUGUUACCUAAAACAGAACGUCGUCGCUUCUACCCCUGAAAUGAUUCAACUGAAUGGUUACAAAUUCGAAACACAUGAAAUAGUAACAGACGAUGGUUAUAAAUCGCUGGCUUUUCGUAUACCGCCAAAAAUUCACGACGAUAGAAAGAAAAAACAACCCAUCGUCUUAGAACAUGGUAUUCAGGUUAAUUCGGAAGUAUGGACAUGGAGGGGAAACAGAUCUCUUGCUUUCGUUUUGGUCAAUGCUGGUUAUGACGUAUGGUUGGUCAAUCAAAGAGAUAGCGGUUACACCACCCAUGUUAAGUACAAAAUGUCAGAUUUUAAAUUUUGGGCCAACAGCCUUGAUACUGUUGCAACUAAAGGAAUCUCAGCAAUUUUAAGUACAGUUGCUACAGCAACUAGUAAAUCAGGUUCUAUUAUUUACAUUGGUCAUUCUAGAGGGGCUACUUUGGCUUUUAUGUACGCUGCUGAGUAUCCAGAAGAAGCCCAAAAAAUUCUGAGAGGUGUGGUCGCUCUGUCUCCCAUUGUAUAUUUCGAACCCGUUUUCUAUAUGAAAAUACUUUUCCAAUUAUCACCUGUACUUAGUAAAAUCGUCAACGUAUUGAGAAUCCCAGUGAUAAACUAUCCAGUCGAAUAUACAGCAAAGUUUUAUCAGUUUCUUUGUACUUUUUUCCCAUACAUUUGUAAGCUCAUUAUUACUUUGACGUCUGGCAGCUCGUCUCAGUUGUCACCGGAUGAUCUUUUGUCAAUGGUUUCGAUUCUUCCCGUUCCAGUGUCACUCAUGCAAGUUCUACAAUAUGCUCAAAUGUUCCACUCUCGAAAAUUCCAAAAGUAUGACUAUGGAAGAAGAGGAAAUAUUAUAAAAUAUAAUCAAGAGCAGCCCCCUUUGUAUAAUCUGACUAACUGUAAGCUUCCUGUGUACAUGUUUUAUGGUAAUUGUGACAUCUUCAUCAAGGAAAAAGCUGUGAAAAGAGUUUUUGAGGAACUUGGAAGCAGCGAAAAAGAAUAUUUUCGGGUACCAAGUGGAACUAACACCGAGAAGUUGAAGUUUGGUCAUAAUGAUUACUUUUUUUCUGAAGACAUCGAGGAGUUAUUUUACAAGGAUCUCUUUCGAGUACUGGAUAAAUUGCACUCCAAGAAAUAACUUUGCUUGAUGCAGAUAUAAGGAUGGAAAUAGAAAUAAAU
Messenger RNA from Zophobas morio, 1300 nucleotides. RefSeq names its product lipase member K-like. The transcript has 7 exons. Lineage: Eukaryota; Metazoa; Arthropoda; Insecta; Coleoptera; Tenebrionidae. Gene Ontology annotation, biological process: lipid metabolic process. The record is from RefSeq and is a predicted model, not a curated record. Bases 39 to 1259 code for a protein of 406 amino acids.